Molecule: messenger RNA, 3464 nt
Organism: Ceratitis capitata (Mediterranean fruit fly)
Lineage: Eukaryota; Metazoa; Arthropoda; Insecta; Diptera; Tephritidae
Gene: Klp10A
Product: kinesin-like protein Klp10A
Exons: 5
Coding region: 875-3133 (752 amino acids)
Biological process (GO): microtubule-based movement
Molecular function (GO): microtubule motor activity; ATP binding; microtubule binding
Source: RefSeq, a predicted model, not a curated record
AGUUACCCGUGCAUUUUUCAUGUCUUGCUUUUGUCAGCCAUAACCGUCGCAACAUUUACUGUGACAUCUGUUCAUAUUUAUGUUAAAAAUCAUUUAAAAAUAAUUAAUCAUCGAAUAAGAUAACUAAAAUAAAAAUAAAACAGCGACACUAGUAAAAAAAGAGAAUUAGCGAAAUAAGUGACGGCUAGCGAGUGCCAAUUUGCCGCUACGAGCGUCGAAUGUCAGUUGGAUUUCGAAUAUUCAGCGAAUUACCACAUUAGCAACAACAAAAAGUAGGAAAAGAAGCGAAGUAGAAAAGCAACGAGCACUUGGAAACGAGCAAGAAUUCAACGAGUGAAUAAUUCCGCCGGAUCACCGCGCUCCGCGCAGCUGUUUAUACUCGUCUACUUCCCUGUGUCGUUACUUGAAAAGCCAUACACAACCGCUGCCAAAGAAGUAUAGUCGAGCUUAGUGAGUGAGUAAUCGUCGCAACGGAAAAAAAUCUUUAGUGAAACCCCCACGCUGAGGUGUUAAAAAACGAAAUAAUUCCUAUAGAAACAACCAUUAAGAAUAGGAAUACUUUAGUUAGCAAUUACACAAAACAAGGGAUAAAUUUCGGCAAACGAAUUGAAGAAGUGGUGACGAAAAAAAAUUUGUAAAGUAUCAGUAAGUGCCCUUUCAAUUGCAGUCAAACAGCCAACGCAUACGAAAAACUAAAAAGAAACAAAAACACAAAAAAUAGCUCCACUACAUUGAAAAGUGCACACCACAGCCCUAAACGGCAAAAGUAAAGCAUUUAAAAGCCGCAAAGUUGGCCGCAGAAGACGUAGCUGUUAAAAUUAAACUUGCAUAGCUGCACAGCCGCAGAAGUGGACAAGUUCCAACAACUCCCACAAUGGAAUACAUUUCAGUUGGUCAAAGCGUUAAAAUUAAGCGCACAGAUGGUCGAGUGCAUGCCGCAGUAGUUUCGAAAAUUAACGAAUCUGGUAAAUCAAUUACCGUAGAAUGGUACGAACGCGGCGAAACUAAAGGCAAAGAAGUCGAAUUGGAUGCGAUACUCUCAUUGAAUCCGGAAAUUCUGCAAGAACCUGAACCAGAACAAAAUACCGCUCCUGAACCGAAGAAGCAAGCGACUGCACCAAUUAACCUCGCGCGCAAUGCCACCCAAGGAGCCAUUGGACACCGCACCAACCGAGCAACUAUCAAUGCCACCAGUCUGCUCUCUUCAUCUGCUGUUUCAGAACAUUCUGAAAAUAUACCACCACCACCGACAACGGGUAUAGUCCGCUCGCGCACUACUAACAAUGCCACAAGGCUGGCCUCAGCAGCCGGUAGUGGUGGUGGCAGCGGUGGCGGUGGUGGCAUUGCAAUGAGCACUAGCGCCGGAAAUUCAUCAUCUAUAGCAUCCAGCUCGGUGGCAGGUAAUGUGGGCGCACGUCGUUCCUAUGUUGUCAAAGAAGUUGAACGACUGAAGGAGAAUCGUGAAAAACGGCGUGCACGCCAAGCUGAAAUCAAAGAGGAAAAGAAUGCGCUCAUGAAUCAGGAUCCGGGCAAUCCCAAUUGGGAAACUGCCCAAAUGAUUCGUGAAUACCAGAGUACUUUAGAAUUUAAUCCACUUGUCGAUGGGCAAAUAUACGAGGAUCAUCAAAUAACGGUGUGUGUACGUAAGCGCCCACUAAGUCGCAAGGAGAUUACACGUAAAGAAAUCGAUGUUAUUUCGGUGCCGCGUAAGGACACGCUCAUUGUGCAUGAGCCACGCAACAAAGUCGAUUUGACGAAAUUCCUGGAAAAUCACAAAUUCCGUUUCGAUUACGCAUUCGAUGAUCGCUGCGACAAUGCCAUGGUCUACAAGUACACUGCUAAACCUUUAGUGCAGACAAUUUUCGAUGGUGGCAUGGCGACGUGUUUCGCCUACGGCCAAACGGGCUCGGGCAAGACACAUACCAUGGGCGGUGAGUUCAAUGGCAAAGUGCAGGACUGUAAGAAUGGUAUUUAUGCAAUGGCAGCACGCGAUGUUUUCACUUAUUUGAAAAGUCCGCGUUAUCGCGCGCUCAAUCUGGUUGUAUCCGCUAGCUUUUUUGAGAUCUACAGUGGCAAGGUCUUUGAUUUACUCUCCGACAAACAAAAAUUGCGCGUACUCGAAGAUGGCAAACAGCAAGUGCAAGUCGUCGGUCUGACUGAGAAAGUGGUCGAUAGCGUCGAGGAAGUACUCAAAAUUAUACAGCUUGGCAAUACGGCGCGUACCUCCGGACAAACGUCGGCCAACUCGAAUUCAUCGCGUUCGCAUGCUGUUUUCCAGAUUGUCUUGCGUCCGCCUGGUUCAACCAAAAUACAUGGUAAAUUCUCAUUUAUCGAUUUGGCUGGCAAUGAGCGUGGUGCUGACACAUCUUCGGCCAAUCGUCAGACACGUAUGGAGGGCGCUGAAAUUAAUAAGUCAUUGCUUGCGCUCAAGGAGUGCAUCCGCGCUUUGGGUAAACAGUCGGCACAUUUGCCAUUCCGUGUUUCGAAAUUGACACAAGUAUUGCGUGAUUCAUUUAUUGGUGAGAAGAGCAAGACGUGCAUGAUUGCGAUGAUAUCGCCGGGUUUAAGUUCAUGCGAACAUACACUAAAUACGCUGCGCUAUGCGGAUCGUGUCAAGGAGCUUGUGGUUAAGGAUAUGCCUGAUAUGAUGCGUGAGGGUGAUGGUGAGCAUGCCAUUAUGGAGGAGGACGAAGAUCAAAUGGUCGUACAGAAUAAUCGUUCGCAUAAUCAUAAUAUGAACAAUAACAAUAACAACAAUAAAAACAAUGGACAGAUGUCGGAGAACGAUUUGGCGUUGUUGCGAUCACUGAGUGAGCACGAUAUGUCUGAUGAGUUGCUUGUGCAACACGCAGCCAUUUCCGAUUUGCAACAAACCGAAGAAAUGGUAGUGGAUCAGCAUAGAAUAGUCAAUGAGUUUUUGUCACAAUUUUUGCCUGAGUCGCUGCGACUCUAUGAUCUAACCAAUUAUGUUGAUUACGAUCAGGACGCGUAUUGCAAACAGGGCGAGGCGCUUUUCACACAACUUGCAGAAUUGGCCAGCGGCUGUCGAGAUUUGAUGGCUGAUUUCCGUGCUAAAAUGGCCAAGGAGGAGAUGUUGUCAUGCACCGUUAAACCGACCAUCGGCAAACGCUAAGCAUUGAUAUUGAAUGCAAAUGUGUGACAAAAAAAAAAAAGAAAACAAACUGAUAUGCACAGUAUACAAUUAAAGCAACAACAAAAACAACCACAUAUAUGUAUUUGAAGAUAUUAAUAUACACGUAAAUGAAGACACUAGAAAACCUGCAAGCACAGGCAUAGCAGUGCUAAAUGGUUAACAGAGAAAAAGCAGAAUUAAGCAGAAAUUAUGAUGUUGAGCAACAACAAUAAGCAACAUGUAGACACAAAAUAAGCAGCAAAAAUACUCCCUUCAAAAACUAACGCACCCACAAUGUGAAUAAAAAAGCAAAAAAAAAAAAUUGUUAUCG